AUGUGUCGGGUAGCGGAGCGUUCAGGAGCCGGAAUGAUGGAGAUUGUGGAUCUCCUAAGAUGGCGGCCGCAGGUCUCGCGAGAUCCAAGAUGGCCGCCGGAAAGACGGGAAAAAAGGCUUCCCGCCGUGCCGGCUAUUGUGAGUGCGGCUGUGAAGCCGCGAGGGAGAGAACAGAUGGGGGAGUGCGAUUGUUACCCUCAGAGGUAUGAGAAAAAACGAGGCAAGCAAAAAAACGAUCCGUCGGUGAAAAGACCGACGGAUCGAAAUGGUGACAGAACAAAAUUAAGAGAAUGAAAAGGCGAAAUAAAAAAAACCCUCAAGAGAAGGGGUAGCUAAGGGAGCAGGGAAGAGAGUCUCUGAAGAAAGGUAUAUUAAAGUGGGAAGAGUCCCUAAGAUGACUAGAGAGAACACAGUAUGUGAGUAUAGGAGGAGUAUACACACAGUAUAUAACUAUAUGAAAAGAAGUAUACAUAAAUCAGUAUAACCAGCAUACACACAGUAUAUAACUAUAUAAAAAGUAUACACAAAUCAAUAUAAACAGUAAUAUAAAGGAAAAGCUAAAAACUCUAACCUGUCUGCUGAUGGAGCAGUAAAGAAAGAGGGGGAGGAGCCUCAUCACUGGGAAUACUAUACUUCCUAUUGCAUUUUGAUUGGUUAAUGUUUUCACUUUUCUUUACUGCUAUGUUGAGUUAGUAAAGAGAGUUUAAUGCAAAAUAAGAAGCCUCCUGUCAUGUGGUAAAAUUGAAAUUUCCUUUACAAUUUUUAUAAUUCUUUCUCUAGUGAAUAAACCCCAUGGACUCAAACUGGCUGUUUGA
Molecule: messenger RNA, 815 nt
Organism: Pelobates cultripes (western spadefoot toad)
Lineage: Eukaryota; Metazoa; Chordata; Amphibia; Anura; Pelobatidae
Source: the annotation of a GenBank genome assembly